CCCUUCUCUAGGUGCCCCGACUGCUGGACAGAAGGCUUGUUGAAGUUUUCAGAAUUCCUGGAUGCACUUAAAUACUUUGUUGUUUGUUUGUUAAUGUAUGUGUCGACUUCUGGCCAUGAUUGAGUUUUCUCUUUAUCGUUCCCGUGAUCCCGUCCGAGUUCGAUUUUGUGCUUGGAAUUUCUGGAUUGGGAAGGUUCAGCGGCGCUUCAUGCCCCUCGCCCCUUCGUUUUUGAAGGAAGUGCCCGUCAGUCACAGUGAACUGCAUUCUUUUGCUGAGCUCUGGGAGAAAAAGACAAAGCCAAAAGAAUGCAAUGGUGUAAAGAUUCCUGUUGAUGCCAGUAAACCUAAUCCAAAUGACGUGGAGUUUGGUAAUCUGUAUUUGGAUAUGAAUGGAAUCAUCCAUCCCUGUACUCAUCCUGAAGACAGACCGGCACCAAAAAACGAAGAUGAAAUGAUGGUUGCAAUUUUUGAAUACAUUGACAGACUUUUCAAUAUAGUAAGACCAAGAUGACUUCUCUACAUGGCAAUAGAUGGAGUGGAACCACGUGCUAAAAUGAACCAGCAGCGUUCGAGGAGGUUCAGAGCAUCAAAGGAAGGAAUGGAAGCAGCAGUAGAGAAGCAGCGAGUCAGGGAAGAAAUACUGGCAAAAGGUGGCUUUCUUCCUCCAGAAGAAAUAAAAGAAAGAUUUGACAGCAACUGUAUUACACCAGGAACCGAGUUCAUGGACAAUCUUGCUAAAUGCCUUCGCUAUUACAUAGCUGAUCGUUUAAAUAAUGAUCCUGGGUGGAAAAUUUUGACAGUUAUUUUAUCUGAUGCUAGUGCUCCUGGUGAAGGAGAACAUAAAAUUAUAGAUUACAUUAGAAGACAAAGAGCUCAGCCUAACCAUGACCCAAACACUCAUCAUUGCUUAUGUGGAGCAGAUGCUGAUCUCAUUAUGCUCGGCCUUGCUACAUAUGAACCCAACUUUACCAUUAUUAGAGAAGAAUUCAAACCAAACAAACCUAAGCCAUGUGCUCUUUGUAAUCAGUUUGGACAUGAAGUUAAGGACUGUGAAGGUUUGCCAAGAGAAAAGAAGAGAAAGCACGAUGAACUUGCAGAUAGUCUUCCUUGUGCAGAAGGAGAGUUUAUCUUCCUUUGUCUUAAUGUUCUUCGUGAGUAUUUGGAAAGAGAGCUCACCAUGGCCAGCCUACCGUUCACAUUUGAUGUCGAGAGGAGCGUUGAUGACUGGGUCUUCAUGUGCUUCUUUGUGGGAAAUGACUUCCUUCCUCACCUGUUGUCGUUAGAAAUUUGGGAAGGUGCAAUUGACCGUUUGGUUAACAUAUACAAAAAUGUGGUUCACAAAACUGGGGGUUACCUUACAGAAAGUGGUUAUGUCAAUCUCAGAGUACAGAUGAUCAUGUUAGCAGUUGGUAAAGUUGAGGAUAGCAUUUUUAAAAAGAGAAAGGAUGAUGAGGACAGUUUUAGAAGACGACAGAAAGAAGAAAGAAAGAGAAUGAAGAGAGAUCAACCAGCUUUCACUCCUGGUGGAAUAUUAACCCCUCAUGCCUUGGGUUCAAGAAAUUCACCAGGUUCUCAAGUAGCCAGUAAUCCGAGACAAGCAGCCUAUGAAAUGAGGAUGCAGAAUAAUUCUAGUCCUUCAGUAUCUCCUAAUACGAGUUUCACUUCUGAUGGCUCCCCGUCUCCGAUAGGAGGAAUUAAGCGAAAAGCAGAAGACAGUGACAGUGAACCUGAACCAGAGGAUAACGUCAGGCUUUGGGAAGCUGGUUGGAAGCAGCGGUACUACAAGAACAAAUUUGACGUUGAUGCAGCUGAUGACAAAUUCCGUCGUAAAGUUGUACAGUCGUACGUUGAAGGGCUCUGCUGGGUUCUUCGAUAUUAUUACCAGGGCUGUGCUUCCUGGAAGUGGUAUUAUCCAUUUCAUUAUGCACCAUUUGCUUCAGACUUUGAAGGUGUUGCAGACAUGCCUUCUGAUUUUGAGAAGGUUUAA
Molecule: messenger RNA, 1987 nt
Organism: Diceros bicornis minor
Lineage: Eukaryota; Metazoa; Chordata; Mammalia; Perissodactyla; Rhinocerotidae
Product: 5'-3' exoribonuclease 2-like
Biological process (GO): nuclear-transcribed mRNA catabolic process
Cellular component (GO): nucleus
Molecular function (GO): 5'-3' RNA exonuclease activity; RNA binding
Source: RefSeq, a predicted model, not a curated record